UGAACACAGGAAGCGCAAUAUUUCUUCAUCGAAGGCGCAGGCAUUGAUCGAGCCCUUUUCAGUCCGAGCACAAUCCCAUCAGAGCCCUUCAUCAACGCGUCCGUCUCGAUGGUACAACUUCUCUCGUUCUGUAUUUCUUCGUCCUCGUCUUCGCCCUCGCCCUCGCCCUUGCCCUCGUCCUCCUCCCCUCGACCUUCUCCAACCAACCAGUGACAUGCCGAAACGUGUCGCAGACGAAUAUAUCACAAAGGACAACGGCUCUACAGCGAACAACCCCACCGCAGACGAAAAACCCAAAAUGUCCACAGCAGCUCAACAGGCACGGCGAAAGAUAGCCACGCCGCGAGGUCGGCUAGGCGGAAGCCGCUCGUCUCAUUCCUCUUCCUCAUUCAGCACCUCGAAUCCUUUUGCGCAAAGCACAACCCAACAACAGCCGUUUCCCACUAUGAAUGGCGGUGUUGCCUUUGGCGCAAGCCAAUCUUUCCCUCAGACGUCUGCUGGCACAAGCAGUUCUUUCAAUUUUCAGCCUCCCCAGGCUAGCUCCUUUACCUUCGGUGCGCCUUCCGGCACACCUAAUCCCUUUGCGAACGCGAAUGGAACUGUGGACGCGCCAGAUGUCUCUAUGGAAUCACCCCAGAAGAAACCUGCGUUUGGGAGUGCUUUUGGAUCAAACAAUUUCACAUUUGGCCAGCCUGCUGGACAACAGUCCGGUGCCCCAUUCAGUUUUGGUGGAACUCAGACUGCAAGCACAAAUGGCGCGAGUUUUUUUGAGCAGUCUCCGAAGCCCACGGAGUCCCCUGCUACAACGAACCCUUUUGCUCAGCCUUCCCAAUCACAGCCAUUAUUUCGCGGGUUUGGUCAGUCGUCGUCGACAGCAGAGUCUCAGACGCCGGCCUUCAGCUUCGGCCAAAGCACAUCUGUUCCCCAAAGUCCGCUUCCCGCUUUCGGCACUAAACAUGGUGCUGAUACGCAACCCGCGGCCCCAAAAUUCACCUUUGGCCAGACCAGUACUACACCGCAGAAUCAAGGCACCGUAUUUUUGGGCUCAAACACGCCAGCAACCCAAAGCGUUGGCGGCAGUAUGUUUGGUUCUACCACGAACCAGACGUCCAAUACUGGAUUCCCACCAUCAACAUCUACCGAAUACUCUUUCGGACAAAAUCCCACCGGAACCCCCUCGAUAGGCAAUCCCUUUGCCAAACCCGGUGCCACGAAAGCGGAAGAGCCCAAACCUGCUACUCCGUUGUUUGGUGCUGGGAACACUUCGCAACCUGCUCCCGAGCCGCAACAACAACCUUCAUCACCAGAGAAGCCAGCUGCUUCAGAAUCCGAUACCCAACCUGCAAACCCUUUCGCUGGUCUCUUUGCCGGUGUGAAUACUCCAACCCCAGCCUUCCCCGCCUCAAAACCCAUGUUCAACCUUGGCACGACAAGUCAGACAGCCACGCCUCCCGCCGAAAAGCAAGAAACGACCACAAGUAAGUCGCCAUUCAGCUUUGGUGCCACAACGCAACCCAAGCCUGCCACGGGUGAAUCCGAACCGAGACCCUCAAAUGCGACGUUCAAAUUCGGCUCCACGACUCCAGCCACGGGAUCAACAACACCUGACCUCUUUGGGGGACUAGGAAGUUCUGGUAGGCCAACUCCUCGAGCAGAGGCUCCUAAAGCUGGUCCUCCGGCAGGAAUCUCUCAGGGAGAUGCUGAGCAGCCGAAGGAUGCUGCACCAAAGCCGUUGUUCACCUUUACAACCCCGUCGAAGCCUGCCUCUGUUGGGGGAUCAUUUUCGACGGUGAAAGGCCCCGAAGACGGCAAAGUCGCAAGUGCAAGCCUGUUUAGCAAGCUAAGCAGCGCUGUUGAAUCUCCAUCCCAGCCUUUAUUCAACGCACAACCCAAGGCCGCACUAGAGAGCAGCUGGCCGCAAGCACCGACUACCAGUCUGUUCCCCGGCGCACCAAAAUCUGGCGUGGAUGGAAGUAAAACUACUGCAGAGCCAGUUUUCCCUCAUUCGUCUCCGGCUCCCACCUUGUUCAGUGGUCUGUCCCGACCAGAACCUCAACAAUCCCAAGUCGCUCAAAAAUCUUCCCCUACUACUGGUGCUUUCUCCGUCGCCGCUGCGCAAGUUGGUCAGCUUCCAGCUGCAGAUGCACACAUUUCUGCAGGGACCGCAAGCCAGCCGGUACGAAAGCCUUCUGAAAAUGCAGAGGAAUCUGUAACGGAUGUGGAGCCGGUGAAGAGACCUGUAUACACCAAGGCCCCGUCACGCGUUCCUGGCCAUACCACUCCCGAACAGUUCCAAGAGUUUGACCGGGACUACCGUCUUCAUUCUUUGAACUACGGUUUCCAGAAGAAGAUCGCCACCUUGGACCCACGUUCGCAAGAUUUCGAACAUAUCAUCCGGCAUUAUGUAGCUUCGCGUGAGAGCAUCGGUGCAUCGUUGGGAUUGUUCGUGCGGAAUGUCGCAGGAACGAAACGAAAAGCCGACCGGAUCGAUGAUCGCGAGGAAGAUACCGAGCAGAACAAGAGAACCCGAGACACAAGCUCCCAAAAACCUAGCAUGUUUGGCUCGCAACCUACGCCUGCAUUGUCUAACUCAACAGGGCCUGUCGCCACUAAUACUGCACUUGGUGGUCGGGCGUCUUCAACGGCAGCUGGCAUACUCGAGGACAAGGCCUCUGGAUUUGGAUUGAACAACAUAUCCGGAAGUUCGCCAGCCCCCACAGGGUUUAAGCCGACUGCAGCUCCUUUUGCUGGGCUUAACUCGACCUCCGCUGCAGGCGCUAAUCCUUUCUCCCGUGCAAAUCAAAUAACGAACACGCCGUUAACCAUGCCCUCGACAACACCAACAAAACCACCACCAAAGCAACCGAUUUUCGAAGUUCCCAAGUUUGGUGGUGGGAACACGAACUUCCUUGCUGCGUUUGGUCAGAAAGCACAGGCAAAUGCUGACAAGUUUGAGAAAGAUCUGAUUGAAAAGCGCAAGGCCGAGGAGUUUGAUUCGGAUGAGGAUGACGAGGACGCGUUUCGCAAACGGAUUGAAGAGGAAAACCGAGCAAAAAAGGCAAAAAUUGACGCUGUAGCAAAGGCAGGAUUCAAACCGACGUUCGGUUCUAAUACUCCCGCACAGCCAUCCAAGGAGAAGGACGCUACCAAAGCUUCCUUUACAGGGUUCACCUCUUCAGCAUCUUCAAAUCCUUUUUCUGCGCUCUCGUCCAAGGAUGUUAGCGCAGAACAAUCAGAAGCUGCAGACGCCGAUGAGAAUGACAACAGCGAAUCAAGCCAUGAUCAAGCCGCAGACAGUGAUGAAGAUGAAAGCGGUAACGAUAGCGAAGAGGGAGCGGAGCCUGAAGAUGACCUUCCUGAAGAUGAGGUAGCUGAAGAAAACCGAGAGGAAGAGGACGAAGACGAUAAUGACCUUCGGGCAGCUAUGGACAGGGCCAAAAGCAAUCCGAACGCUGGUAAGAGCUUAUUCGAGCGCAUUGAGCCAAACCCGAACAAAGAGAAAGCAAUCCCGACGAAUGGAGAGAAAAAAGAGUCUGAAGCGGGAUCGCCUCCUGCCGUGCAGCCAGCCAUGAACUCCUCUCUUCUUCCAUCGAACUGGGGAUCUCAGAUUGGCAAAUCGACACCUGACCAGCCAUCGGUUUCGCCCUUCAAUUCUUCCACUGGCGCAUCUCCUUUCAAGCCAACGAGCGGGUUCAACUUCAGUCCGACACCAGCAAAUACAACCCCCGCGGCCGCUCUCGGUGCUUCAAUCUUUUCUGGUGGAGCUACCAAAAAUGGUCCUGUUCCAGGAGAGGGUUUAUUUGGCUCUCGGCCGAGUACGCCGAGCAAUGCAGACAAGAAUGCCAGCCUUGCCAAAGCGGUUUUCACCUCUCCAGCAGGGACUGACAACACUUGGAAGGAAGGUGCGCCGAUCUCUUUCGCAAAUGGAGACAAACAUGCAAGUGCCCCUAUUUUCAAAUUCACGGCGGCCUCCCCAGCCGAGAAGGAGGACUCAGCUACCCCCAAGCCGCUUAGUACUCUCUUUGGCACGACUGCCCCGGGCUCGAGAGGCUCCGACACACCAAGUCUAGGCUUUCAAUUCGGAGCCCCUACCCCGUCACCGGCACCUGGCUAUCUGGGUGCCAUUUCUCAUCUAGGAGGUGGUUCUGUCGCUAGUUCUGCUGUCUCGUCUCGCGCCACCUCGCCUGGCCUGACCGAUAACGAAUCUGUUGCCACAAACGAGACCGACGAAAGCACCGAAGAUCCACAAACUUCUUUGAUGGACUCACGAGCAGGAGAAGAGAACGAGAAUUGCCUUUGGGAAGGCCGCUCCAAAGCCCUUAUGUUUGUCAACAAUGAAACCGCGAAGGGCACCAAAUACGCUCCGAACGAGUGGAAUUCGAUGGGCGUGGGCCAGAUCCGAGUGCUCAAGAACAAGGAGACCAACAAAACCCGAGUGGUGUUCCGCGUGGAACCGAGCGCUAAUAUUCUUUUCAAUUCUCAUCUUGUGGGGAGCACGAACUACGAGAGUGUCCCGAGUAAUAAGAGUGGCGCGGUGAGGGGAGCACUGAUGUACAAAGGGAAUCUUACGCGAUUAGUGUUCAAAUUGAGAACGCCGGAGAUGGCGACUGAGUUGGCGAAGAUUCUGGAGGAGAACAAAAGUGCCUGAAAAUUCUGGGAGUGUGUUCUUAAUUUGAGAUGGAUGGGAGGUCGAGCGAGAAAGGCAUGUACCAGAUGCAGAGAUUUGCACAGCGAUGGAGUUUUGCGGGCCUUGUUUUAUCAGUGUACAGCAACAAGAUAUGUGUGAUAUGAUGCCACCACAUCUACACCAUCGCAUGAGACGAUAUUGUGUAUGUCCGCAAAGGUUGAGUUCGGUUUGAAAGAGAUUGGGCCUCCUUGUUGCCAUCAGGGGCAGGUUGAGCUACCUCUUCGACACUUGAAGCUCCCUGAGCGUCGAACUGACAAUGCCGGAGCGGUUGAGUGAUAUGGGCGAGCUCGGAAAGCAUUGGAAAGGAAUGCAGGCCUACGUAGAAACUUUGAAAUAAAG
Molecule: messenger RNA, 5026 nt
Organism: Cladophialophora immunda
Lineage: Eukaryota; Fungi; Ascomycota; Eurotiomycetes; Chaetothyriales; Herpotrichiellaceae
Exons: 2
Coding region: 215-4648 (1477 amino acids)
Biological process (GO): intracellular transport
Cellular component (GO): nuclear pore
Source: RefSeq, a predicted model, not a curated record